This is a messenger RNA of Arabidopsis lyrata subsp. lyrata, 902 nucleotides long. RefSeq names its product AP-2 complex subunit sigma. Gene Ontology annotation, molecular function: clathrin-cargo adaptor activity. Gene Ontology annotation, biological process: clathrin-dependent endocytosis; protein transport. Lineage: Eukaryota; Viridiplantae; Streptophyta; Magnoliopsida; Brassicales; Brassicaceae. Gene Ontology annotation, cellular component: AP-2 adaptor complex; intracellular membrane-bounded organelle. The transcript is spliced from 6 exons. The record is from RefSeq and is a predicted model, not a curated record. Bases 182 to 610 code for a protein of 142 amino acids.
CUCUAAACUUAUUUUUCUAUGGUCUCCUAAAUCAAUUUUUCAUAAAAAAAACUCCAAUUUUGACUGGAGAGUUGUCUUAAGAACCCGAUUUCAAAAGGUCGUAAAAAAUUCAAAGUUGAGAUCUGAAAGAAGAAAAAUCGAACCACUUCUCCUCUGAAUUCUCCAUUAGAUUUCCAGAGAAAUGAUCCGUUUCAUAUUAUUGCAGAACAGGCAAGGUAAGACUCGUCUUGCCAAAUACUAUGUUCCUCUCGAAGAAUCAGAGAAACACAAAGUCGAAUACGAGGUUCAUAGGUUAGUGGUGAAUCGCGACGCAAAAUUCACCAACUUCGUUGAGUUUAGAACACACAAGGUAAUAUACAGGCGUUAUGCUGGAUUGUUUUUCUCCGUGUGCGUGGACAUAACCGACAAUGAGUUGGCUUACCUGGAGAGUAUCCAUUUGUUUGUGGAGAUACUAGACCAUUUCUUCAGCAAUGUUUGUGAGCUAGAUUUGGUGUUUAAUUUCCACAAGGUUUACUUGAUACUCGAUGAAUUCAUUCUUGCUGGGGAGCUCCAAGAAACAAGCAAAAGGGCAAUCAUCGAAAGGAUGUCAGAACUCGAGAAGCUACAGUGAUGACUGUUAGGAAUCACUUUCUACUUGGUUAACGCAUGCCUACCAGAUGUUUCUUGGCAUGUUCGGAGAUUUGCAAUACUUUGUUGAGUUGUUAGACAAUGGUGUAGUGUUAACAUUGUGAAUGAAUAUAGAGUGAUUCUGCGAAAGAUCAUUCAUCCAACAUUUGUUUAUCUGUGAGAUUUUCAUUUCAACUAGUGAUGUUACUAUUUAUUUCGCAAACAUUAUAAAAAAUGUGAGUGAACAUAUUCCAAGUUUCUUUCAUGAAUCGAUAUCUCGGGACAGCUUUAAAAUC